GUUUACUUUGCUGUUGAUGGAUUCUUAUUAUUGAAUAGACGAAAAAGUACGCCUGUUUUGAAAAAGUUAUCAUCUUAUACGAAAUAUCAGACAAUAAAGUUUGCCGAUAGCGCUGAGCUUCAGAUUUUAUAAUGUCGAUAUUCUCUGAGUUCCGUAUUUUGUGAUACAUUUUUACUAUUAGAGUGCAAUGGUAGCACCAAGUCGCAUGUUUUUCUCGUCGUAGUUCAUCUCUAGAACCAACCAGAAUAACCGAGAACAUUCGUUCUAGUUUCGCAAUUAUUUGUUCCGUUUUAGCAUUGCUAUAAAAUCAACUGUUUCUCACUACAAGCUGGACAGUUUAUUGUUGAAAACAAAUUCUUGAUAACAGUUGAGGGUGAAUUUGUCGUAAAAUGGUUAGUGAAAUCAUGGCAAAAGAUCAGGAAAACCCAAACACUUGUAAAGAGAAGGGUAACGAGGAAUUUAAAAACGGCUCGUGGGAAUCCGCCUUGAUGUGGUAUACCAAGGCAAUCAAACUUGGUGAGAAGCACAAAGAUCUACCAGUAUACUACAAAAAUCGUGCAGCGGCGUACCUCAAGCAGGGUAAUUUCGAGAAAGCUCUAGACGACUGCAGCAAAUCAUUGGAGGGAUGUCCAAACGACCCGAAGGCUUUGUUCCGAAGGUUUCAGGCAUACGAAGGUUUGGAAAGAUUCGAAGAAGCUUAUAAAGAUUUACGUACCGUUCACACCCAUGAUCCCAACAACAAGACCAUCAAACCGCAUUUGGAAAGAUUACAUGAAAUAGUGCAGGAAAGAGCUCGCGCGAGGGCUCAAACAUCGAAUAAGGUAACCCAGAUGUUUCAAAUUGCCUUCGAUAUAACGGCAGCUAUUGAUAAAAGGGAACAAGCAAUGAAUAAUAUAGUUGUACUUGCUCGUGAAUCUGCUGGAGCUGAAGUCAUGCUAAAGGAAGGAUUGAUAACUCGUAUCGGCAAGCUGUUGAAAGUGGAAAAGAAUAACAGUAUCGUAGUAAAUGCUAUUCGUACCAUCGAUGAAGUGUGUACCAAAAGCCAGGAUCGCACGAAAACGGUUAUAAAGGAACUGGGUAUUCCAUGGUUUUUGCAAAUCCUUGACAGCAACAUAGAGGAUCGGGUGGCAGCUUCACAGCAUUGCAUGCAGACUGUAUUAAAUUCGCUAACAGGCAUGGAAAACAAGGAAGAAUCAAAGCCGAUUAAAGAACUUGUUGAUGCCAACCAGAGCCUGAUCGAUACUCUGCUAUCAUGUUUGGUAUAUUCAGUGACGGAUCGUACGAUAACAGGAAUGGCGCGCGAUGCAAUUAUAGAAUUAUUGAUUAGAAAUGUACAUUACAAAACAAUCGACUGGGCGGAUAAACUUGUAGACAUGAAAGGUUUGCUACGGCUGAUGGAAGUCUGUUCCGAACUGGAAGAGUACAAGUAUGAGAGUGCGAUGAACAUAACGCCUUCGUCGAGAACUAUUGCGUCUGUUUGUUUGGCUCGUAUCUACGAAAACAUGUACUACGACACCGCCCGUGAAGUGUUCACGGAACAAAUAUCGGACUUCGUUAAGGACAAAUUGCUAACACCAGAUCAUGAGUCAAAGGUGCGUGUAACAGUGGCAAUCACAUCGCUGCUUCUUGGGCCCCUUGAUGUGGGAAAUACGAUGGUAUCGAGAGAGGGAAUUAUGCAGAUGAUUUUAGUUAUGGCACAAUCGGACAACCUUUUGGAACAGAAGGUUGCCUGUGAGUGCAUCAUUGCAGCUGCUUCUAAGAAAGAUAAAGCUAAGGGACUUAUCCAAUCCGGAGCGGAGAUUCUCAAAAAGUUAUACACAUCUAAAAAUGAAGAAAUCCGUGUUCGCGCUUUGGUUGGUCUCUGUAAGCUGGGUAGUUCCGGCGGACUGGAUGCUUCGAUUCGUCCGUUUGCCGAUGGUUCGACUAAAAAACUAGCCGAGGCCUGUCGUAAAUUUUUGAUCAAGCCUGGUAAGGAUAAAGAUAUUCGCAAGUUUGCGGUUGAGGGGUUGGCUUAUUUAACGCUGGACGCCGAUGUAAAGGAAAAGCUGGUGGAGGAUCGACCGGCUAUCCAAGCAUUGAUAGAGCUCGCUAAAACAGGAGAUCAGUCUGUUAUUUAUGGUGUGGUUACAACACUGGUCAACUUGGUUAAUGCUUACGAGAAACAGGAGAUACUUCCAGAGCUUAAACAGCUUGCCACCUUUGCGAAACAUCAUAUUCCCGAGGAACAUGAGCUUGACGAUCCUGAUUUUGUUAGUGCGCGAAUCAUUGUGCUGGCAAAUGAAGGUAUCACAGCUGGUUUGGUGGCGCUUUGCAAGACAGAAAGCGAUAACAGUAAGGAAAUGAUUGCUCGAGUGUUUAAUGCACUUUGUGGUGAACAGGAGGUUCGAGGUAAAGUUGUACAGCAAGGUGGGGCGAAAGUACUACUUCCUUUGGCGCUGAAAGGAACCGACAAUGGGAAACGACAUGCUGCGCAGGCUCUGUCACGCAUUGGAAUUACCAUCAAUCCAGAGGUGGCAUUCCCAGGUCAAAGAAAUUUAGAAGUUAUCAGACCAUUCAUGAACCAACUUCAUCCGGACUGUUCAUCAUUGGAGAACUUUGAAGCGUUAAUGGCCCUGUGUAAUUUGGCUGCUAUGAAUGAAUCUACAAGACAACGUAUUUUGAAGGAUUAUGGACUUAAUAAAAUCGAAUCGUACCUGUCGGAAGAUCACGUGAUGCUUCAACGUGCCGCCACUCAAGUCAUCUGUAACUUGGUUCAAUCUCCGGAUGUCAUUGAAAUCUACGAAAAAGAAAACGAUCGCGUGAAAUUGCUUGCUCUGCUUACACAAGAGGAGGAUGAAGAAACUGCCAAAGCGGCAUCUGGAGCAUUGGCCUAUCUCACCGGGAUGAGCGAGAAAUGCUGCGAGAAGAUGUUUUCUCCGGCUUCUUGGCUUGAGAUUUUCCAAACUCUAGUAGCUAAUCCAAGUCCAGACGUUCAGUAUCGUGGAAUGGUCAUCAUUUAUAAUAUCGUCAAGACAAACAAGGUACUCGCGGAAAAAGUUUUCGAUACAGAAUUGCUGCGAAUGCUGUACGGUGCUACACAACUGAAUGAUGAGAAACGUGCCAAAGCGAUCAAAAUGGCAGAACAGUGCCUUAAAAUAGCAGAAGAGUAUCGACUGAUUGAAGAGAACAAGGAUGCUGAUCUCGAGCCGGAUGUUUUCCAGCAGCAUCAGGAGGCGACUAUCGAAGAAGUCAAUGAUUGAGAGCAGAGUGGUUCCAAUUUUGGCCGUACUUAAGUGCAUUAAUGAGGAAGGAGUUUCUUUCAUAUUUUAUAAUUUAUUUAGAAUUCCUCCUAUAACCUUUUAGAUAUUAGAUAUAAAUUUAUUGUGUAAUGAAUAAAUUGACAUCUUUAAUUAAUUUGACACCUUUUGGUAAAAUGACAGAAAACUCAUUCGAAGCUCUAAACUCACCAAAACUUAUAACACGCAAGCAUACAGCUCUUUUGAUGGUAUUAAUUCAAUGGUGUACAUCCUGCUUCAUGCAAUCAAAGGACGUUUGCUUAACGAAAAAAAACUACUGAUAUAUGUUUAUGCAUUCAUUGUGAUGGAAACCGUAAAUCCACUUAUUGACGAUGUCAAAAAAAAAAUCAUAGAUGCUAAAA
Malaya genurostris is the source of this 3637-nucleotide messenger RNA. RefSeq names its product protein unc-45 homolog B (gene unc-45). The transcript has 4 exons. NCBI's taxonomy places the organism in Eukaryota, Metazoa, Arthropoda, Insecta, Diptera, Culicidae. The record is from RefSeq and is a predicted model, not a curated record. Bases 390 to 3239 code for a protein of 949 amino acids. Gene Ontology annotation, molecular function: Hsp90 protein binding.